CUCUCGCGGUAUCAUCCGGUUGCAGAGGCCCUUUAACAAAGGUCUCGCGAAAUUUCUUCCACAGGUCCAGGCUAGCCUCUCACCCUACUCCACCCCACCCCCAACCUGUCCUUGCUUUCUCUUUAAGUCACAAAAUUCUCCCCUCCCCUCCCUCGAGCUCACAGCCCUCCUCCCGUUUCCUAUUUCAGACCGGAACCGGAAGUCUGGUGGGCGGGCCCGGCAGCGGAAAACGCAGCGGGGCCAGAGCCGGGACACGGCUGUGGCCGCUGCCCCUACCCCCGCCACGGAUCGCCGGGUGGCAGGACUGCGCGGCUCCAGGCUGAAGGUCGGUCCGGAGGCGGGUGGACCUGGGUCUCACCCGGAUUGUCCGGGCGGCACCAUCCCGGGUCCUCCCGGGAGCCGCGAGGGAUCAUGUCUACAGCCUCCGCCGCCUCGUCCUCCUCCUCGUCUUCGGCCGGUGAGAUGAUCGAAGCCCCUUCCCAGGUCCUCAACUUUGAAGAGAUCGACUACAAGGAGAUCGAGGUGGAAGAGGUUGUUGGAAGAGGGGCCUUUGGAGUAGUUUGCAAAGCUAAAUGGAGAGCAAAAGAUGUUGCUAUUAAACAAAUAGAAAGUGAAUCUGAGAGGAAAGCUUUUAUUGUAGAGCUUCGGCAGUUAUCUCGAGUGAACCAUCCUAAUAUUGUAAAGUUGUAUGGAGCCUGCUUGAAUCCAGUGUGUCUUGUGAUGGAAUAUGCUGAAGGAGGCUCUUUAUAUAAUGUGCUGCAUGGUGCUGAACCAUUGCCCUAUUACACUGCUGCCCAUGCAAUGAGUUGGUGUUUACAGUGUUCUCAAGGAGUGGCUUAUCUUCACAGCAUGCAACCCAAAGCUCUAAUUCACAGGGACCUGAAACCACCAAACUUACUGCUGGUUGCAGGGGGGACAGUUCUAAAAAUUUGUGAUUUUGGUACAGCCUGUGACAUUCAGACACACAUGACCAAUAACAAGGGGAGUGCUGCUUGGAUGGCACCUGAAGUUUUUGAAGGUAGUAAUUACAGUGAAAAAUGUGACGUCUUCAGCUGGGGUAUUAUCCUUUGGGAAGUGAUAACACGUCGGAAACCUUUUGAUGAGAUUGGUGGCCCAGCUUUCCGGAUCAUGUGGGCUGUUCACAAUGGUACUCGACCACCACUGAUCAAAAAUUUACCUAAGCCCAUUGAGAGCCUGAUGACUCGUUGUUGGUCUAAAGAUCCUUCUCAGCGCCCUUCAAUGGAGGAAAUUGUGAAAAUAAUGACUCACUUGAUGCGGUAUUUUCCAGGAGCAGAUGAGCCGUUACAGUAUCCUUGUCAGUAUUCAGAUGAAGGACAGAGCAACUCUGCCACCAGUACAGGCUCAUUCAUGGACAUUGCUUCUACAAAUACCAGUAAUAAAAGUGACACUAAUAUGGAGCAAGUUCCUGCCACAAAUGAUACUAUUAAACGUUUGGAAUCAAAAUUAUUGAAAAAUCAGGCAAAGCAACAGAGUGAAUCUGGACGUUUAAGCUUGGGAGCUUCCCGUGGGAGCAGCAUGGAGAGUUUACCCCCAACGUCUGAGGGCAAGAGAAUGAGUGCUGACAUGUCUGAAAUAGAAGCUAGGAUUGCUGCGACCACAGCCUAUCCCAAGCCUAAACGGGGCCACCGUAAAACCGCUUCAUUUGGCAACAUUCUGGAUGUCCCUGAGAUCGUCAUAUCAGGCAACGGACAGCCAAGACGUAGGUCCGUCCAAGAUCUGACUGUAACUGGAACAGAACCUGGUCAGGUGAGCAGUAGAUCAUCCAGUCCCAGUGUCAGAAUGAUCACUACCUCAGGACCAACAUCAGAAAAGCCAACUCGAAGUCAUCCAUGGACCCCUGAUGAUUCCACAGAUACCAAUGGGUCAGAUAACUCCAUCCCAAUGGCUUAUCUUACACUGGAUCACCAACUACAGCCUCUAGCACCGUGCCCGAACUCCAAAGAAUCUAUGGCAGUAUUUGAACAGCAUUGUAAAAUGGCACAAGAAUAUAUGAAAGUUCAAACAGAAAUUGCAUUAUUAUUACAGAGAAAGCAAGAACUAGUUGCAGAACUGGACCAGGAUGAAAAGGACCAGCAAAAUACAUCUCGUCUGGUACAGGAACAUAAAAAGCUUUUAGAUGAAAACAAAAGCCUUUCAACUUACUACCAGCAAUGCAAAAAACAACUAGAGGUCAUCAGAAGUCAGCAGCAAAAACGACAAGGCACUUCAUGAUUCUCUGGGACUUUUAAAUUUUAAAAUAUGCAAAGAAAGACUUUUUUUUUAAGGAAAGAAAAACCCCUAUAAUGACAAUUCAUGAGUGUUAGAUUUUUGGCGUGUUCUGAAUGCCAUCUGCCUAUAUUUGCUGCGUUUGUUUCAUUGUUUGUUUUUCUUUUCUCGUGGUGGACAUGCAAUUUUACUGUCUCAUUCAUAACAUGGUGGCAUCUGUGACUUGAAUAAGCAGCAGCUCUCAUCAUCAGAACAGAUGCGGUGAACUGUGGCUGUAUAUGCAUGCGCAUUGUGUGAAGGCUAGCCUAACAGGACAGAGGGUAUCAAACUGGCUGCUAUAUGCAAACAUCAUCCUUUUUUCCAUAUUAGAGGUGGAACCUCGAGAAUGAUUUCGUUCUUGUAUCUCAUCUCAAAAAACUAGUAACUUUUUUUCCAAAAGAUGGUAUAUACCAAGUUUAAGACAGGGUAUUAUAAAUCUAGAAUAAUUGCUGGUACAUUAUAGAAAUACAGAACUUUUAGGAAUAGUUCAAAGUGAGGGCUUUGAUGCCAGCAUCCUUGGAUCAGUACUGAACUUAAUUUCAUUUAUAAAAUAUUUAAAGGUAAGUAGUAGCUGAUAUAUUUAAUGAAAGCAAUUUUACCAGAUUUCAUUAGACUAAAAUUUGAUUAUGAUACAUUGAACAAAAUUAAACCCUUUUUUUUAGCCUAAAGAUUUUUAGUUCUGUGAUUGUGUGUAUGUGUUGAAGCUAUAAAGCUUUUAUGAAUCUAUUAUUAAUAUCCCUUAAGUGAAAUUAAAAGGCAAAAGAACAUAAUUCAGUUUAAAUGAUCAUUUCUUCCUGCAAUGAUUAUUGGAUUAUUUUAUAUUUAGAAAAAACUGAAAAGAAAUAAUGGAAAAUGGAAAUAAUUACUAAAAGGCUUGGGUUUAGAUUUCUGUUUUUGAUACCAAAAGAAGAAUAAACCAGGCAAAUCAGUAGAAGUUAGUGAGGAAGUUAAAACAGUAAAUAUAAAUCCAAGUAUCCCCAUUAUCUUAGAUAUUUUAACGACUGAUAUUCCUUGUAAGCCCAUUCUGGAAUACCUCCUGCCUUUCAAUACUGUUAAGAGAAUUUCAACGCUUAAAAAGAGAGAAUAUUUAUAUUGUUAACAAUAACUUUGCUACCAACCUUCAAAAUAACUUAAAAGUAAUAAUAAAACAUCAUUGAAAUAAUAGACUAUACAAGCUCUAUUUUUUCAGUUGGCAUUAAAAUAAGUCACAUUUUGAUACCAAUGCAAGGUGUCUUUUAAAUAAAGAUGUCACCAAUCUCAUUUUUAUAGCAUUAAUGUUUUAUGAAGAGAAAUUUUUAAAUGAAAGCAAAAUUGCUGUGAUUAUUAGAAUUCUAUCGUGAUUGUAUUGUAGUUUUGCUCUAUUUCAGAUAAGCAAGUUGAUCUAAGAAGUUAUCAAACUAUUCUUAAAAAUGCUAAAGCAGGUAAUUUUUUCUUCCAUUAUUUUUUCCUCCUCCCACUGAGUUUUAUAGUGAAUUCCUUGUGUAUACAAGGAAUAAAGGUAAAGGACAGUUUGUACUAAGCUGUGUCACUUUUAGCUUCUUCAGAAUCUAUUAUUAUAAAGCUUCUGGGAACUAAAUGUCUUCCAUUACUUAGUUUAAAUAAAAAGAAGGUUAUCAUUCCCAAAUAAUUUGAUUACUUAACUGAAACUGAUAUUGGACUCAACAUAGUAACAAUAAAAUAAAAUUGACAGAGACAAUAACGAUAGACUAAGGAAAAGCAUAACUCAUCCAUAGCAUCGCUGCUUGUAUGUACAUUUUCACUCCACCAAAAGGGACCUAGUCACUGUUAAAAGGCUUUUCUAAUUAUCUCAGAGCACAAGAUGUCCAAGCGUGAGUGCAAAAGCUUAACGUUUCCAUUAGGAUUUAGCAUUAGAGGUUUCAGAUUUUAUUUCUAGUUAUUGAUAUGUUUUGCUGUAUCAUAACACACGUAAAGGGAAAUUUUAUUAUUGUUACAUGCAGUCACUUCAUAAAAAUAUCCAAAUAGGUAAAUGGAAGAAAAUAGUAGAUUUUUUAGUCAUGGUACUAAAUGCAAAGGCUGUUGAACAGUUGCUUGUUUGUUUACAGUAAGUUCCAUGGGAUUUUCAGUACUGUAGUUGUCCUGGACAUUGAGUACAGUUCAGCCUUACUCUGUUUUGAAGUAGUUGUGUUGCCAAUCUCAUACUUUUAAAUCCUAAUGAUCUCUGGAGACGGGAGAAAAGGACACCAGGGAUAAUUAAAAUCCACAGCCAGUUUCAUCAGUGUCCUCAUCCAACAAACUUUCAAAUAAAAAUAUUUACUGGAGCCAAAGCUUUUAUUAAAUCUGGUUUUACAAUUCUAACCCUCAUUUUUUUGAGUGGGAAUAGCGAACAGACGAGCAAGUGGCUGAAAUGCCCCAGUCUAAGAAAUGUACAGACAAACACUGAUAAGCCCUAAUUCCAGGGAAAGAAAGCAAAGCUUUUAUCUAGUCUAGAGGGAAAUACUCCUCAGCAAUAAAAACUGCUUUUUUGAGUUGACUAAAAAUCAAUUAAGAGUAUUUUACCUUGUAGCAACACAGCAUAUUGAAAAGAUUUGUUAAAGGUUGUUUACAAAUGUUUGACUAUUUUUGCUGAAGUAUUUUAGAGUAUUGAAUGUCUUUUUUUUCUUCAAGUUUUUUUCAUGUUCCUAAUUUCAGCUCUUGCCUAUAGCUAGAGGUCACAGGUCUUCCCUGUGAAACUUUUGUUUCUUUCUAUAAGUGUGUGUGGUUUUCAGCGCUCAACUCCUCUCUUCAAAUGGUAGUAAGUUCUACUUCUGUCAUUCAGAACAUUUUAUGUAAACUGAUGUAAUGCGGAAAUUCUUGUGCAUACUGUGUAAUUGAAGGAAGCUUUUUAGAUUUAUUUUUGUUUUUAAUAAAAUUCAGAUUGUUAUUCUAAA
Microcebus murinus (gray mouse lemur) is the source of this 5153-nucleotide messenger RNA. Lineage: Eukaryota; Metazoa; Chordata; Mammalia; Primates; Cheirogaleidae. The record is from RefSeq and is a predicted model, not a curated record.